Molecule: messenger RNA, 1392 nt
Organism: Rana temporaria (common frog)
Lineage: Eukaryota; Metazoa; Chordata; Amphibia; Anura; Ranidae
Gene: PNRC1
Product: proline rich nuclear receptor coactivator 1
Exons: 2
Coding region: 133-765 (210 amino acids)
Biological process (GO): nuclear-transcribed mRNA catabolic process, nonsense-mediated decay
Cellular component (GO): P-body; nucleus
Source: RefSeq, a predicted model, not a curated record
ACAUAACAGAGGCUGUGGGCGGAGCCUGUGAGGCGUCCAUCUUCUGAGCUGACAAUUGGCUGCUAUCCUGGCCGCGGUUGUACAUUGUGGAGCUGGACGGUAUUGUUUGUGGUCAGGGGGAGCGGGCUCAUCAUGUCAGAGCCCGGGGAGGGUGUGUGCAGAGCCCGGAGGAGAGGAAGGAGGAAUAAAGUCCGAGCUACUGCUUUCCCGGCUACCCGUCUGUAUCAUCAGAAGAGGUCAGCGGAGAAUGUCGCCAGCACUGGGGGCCCCGAGGAGCCCCAGCCUGCCAGAGCGGCUCAGUACAGGCAGCUCCGGAGAGAGGGGCUAAUGACAAAAGUAAAGCCAGAAAAGAAGACUGUAAAAUCAGAAAAGAACAAUACAACAAGCUGUAGUCCAACAGCUCAUAGUUGUGAGCAAUGGAAUCUUCACAAACAAAAAAACAAAUGUAAUGCUCAGCAUGCAAAGACCAAUUCCCCACGAAAAAUGGAAAGGCUUCAGACUGAUUCUGAGCUUUCCAACAGUGCAGUUGGAAAUACAAAGAAACCCUUAACAAGUGCUGAAAACAUCCAGAAAACAAAAAAAGGAAUUUUCACGAUUGAUGAAAAAGAAAUCAAUUACGCAGGGGCAAAGUUUAGUGACCCACCAUCCCCGAGUGUCCUUCCAAAGCCCCCAAGUCACUGGAUGGACAUGACUGUUCAACAUUCCGAUCAGUGUAAGGAGUUGAUGACUUACCACCUGAAAGCCCUGCUGAAAGCCCAGUUGUAAUCAUCCCACCUAUUUGAUGCUCUUAUUGUACUCUUGCCAAUUGUACAAAUAUUCCCAGCACUUUGAAAGCGGCUUUUUUUUUUUUUUUUCCUUCUGCAAGAACAUAAGGGACUUGCAUUUUACAUUUCUGUAUCUAGUAUUCAAUUUUGUAUGAUUGUGUAUAUAGUGUACACAGUGUAAUAUGUGUAUAUCAAUGUUUAUACUACAAGUAAAUUUAGUUUUGGUAUAAAAGGAUGUAUUUUGACCUUACUAAAGCUAGUUGUUUUUUUAUGUAAAGUAAAAAUGCUUAUGUGCCGUGAAAUGAAACCUGAAAACUCCUGUAUUAAUUCUAUAAAUCCCUAAGAAAAGUAAGUCACUCCAAACCCAGAAAAUAGAUCCUUUUUUUUUUACAUAUUGUAAUAUCUUUACUAGCAGUUUCUGCUACGGAUUGUGAAAACCAUGUUUACAGCAUGAAAUCCACAUUCAUGUUUCUGUCCACUGUCCUUUUUUUAAUGCAGUAAAAACAGCAAAAGUAAGUCAAUUGAUGUCUGUACUUUUUAAACGAAAGCACAAGAGAAAAUGAAAUGUCCCCAAAUAAAUGAAUUGGCUAAUGUCAAAAUAAAUAAACUAAUUUGGCCUCCCCAAAAA